UUUAAUUGAGGGUAGGGCUGGCCAUGGAUUCAACAUGGGGACGAGCGCAGUUUGCAAUUUUCCCGUUCGUCAAAAACACCAUGCUCUCGAAGCAAGUUCCAACGCAGAUGGCGCGCACCAUGUCCAAGCGAUUCUUUGCCUCCGGCAAGGACAUCCGCUUCGGUGUUGAAGGCCGUGCCCUCAUGUUGAAGGGCGCUGAUCAGCUCGCUGACGCCGUCCAGGUCACGUUGGGUCCCAAGGGUCGCAACGUCGUGAUUGACCAAGCAUACGGCGCCCCAAAGAUCACCAAAGAUGGUGUGACCGUGGCCAAGAACAUUGAAUUCCGUGACAAGUUUGAAAACAUGGGGGCUCAAUUGUUGCGCCAAGUCGCCAACAACACGAACGACGCCGCGGGUGACGGUACCACGUCCGCCACCGUGCUCACCCGCGCCAUCUACAGUGAAGGUUGCAAGAGUGUCGCGGCCGGCAUGAACCCUCAAGACUUGCGCCGCGGUAUCCAAUUGGCUGUCGACCAUGUUGUGUCGGAAUUGGCCAAGUUGUCGCAAGAUAUUGACGACAAGGAAAAGGUGGCUCAAGUUGCCACGAUUUCUGCCAACAGCGAAAAGGAAAUUGGCGACUUGAUCUCGGACGCCAUGGAACGUGUCGGCCGCGAAGGUGUGAUCACUGUCCAAGAUGGCAAGACGUUGUACAACGAAUUGGAAGUCGUUGAAGGCAUGAAGUUUGACCGUGGCUACAUCUCUCCCUAUUUCGUCACCAACAGCAAGAACCAAGCUUGCGAAUUGGAAAACCCGUACAUCCUCUUGGUCGAAAAGAAGGUGUCGUCGGCCCAAGGCAUUGCCCCUAUGUUGGAAUUUGUGUACAAGGCGCAACGCCCGUUGCUCAUUAUCGCGGAAGAUGUCGAGUCGGAAGCGUUGGCGGCUUUGAUUCUCAACCGCAUCCGUGCCGGCAUCAAGGUGUGCGCCGUCAAGGCCCCUGGUUUCGGUGACAACCGCAAAGCUGGUUUGCAAGACAUGGCCGUCUUGACCGGUGCCAAGGUCAUUAGCGAAGACGUUGGCCUUCGCCUGGACAACGCGACCCCCGACAUUCUCGGCACGGCCAAGAAGGUGACGAUCACCAAGGACGAUACUUUGAUCUUGGACGGCGAAGGCGCCAAGGACGCAAUUGCUGAACGUGUGGAAUUGCUCAAGGACUCGAUUGCGCAAUCCACGUCUGACUACGAAAAGGAAAAGCUCCAGGAACGCCUGGCCAAGUUGGGCGGCGGUAUUGCCGUCAUCAAGGUUGGUGGUGCAAGCGAAGUCGAAGUGGGCGAGAAGAAGGACCGCGUCGUGGAUGCGCUUAACGCCACCCGCGCCGCCGUUGAAGAAGGGAUUGUGCCCGGCGGUGGUACCGCUUUGUUGUGGGCAUCGCGCAACCUCAAGUCAUUGUACGACGGCGUGGCCAACAUGGACCAAAAGGUGGGCAUCCAAAUCAUUGAACGUGCGUGCCGAUCGACUGUGACCCAAAUCGCCAAGAACGCCGGUGAAGAAGGCGCGGUGAUUGUGGGCAAGUUGCUCGAACAGGAUUCUCCCACGUUUGGUUUCAACGCGCAAACGGGCCAGUACGUCGACAUGGUUGAAGCCGGGAUUAUCGACCCCACCAAGGUGGUGCGCACUGGCCUCGUGGACGCGUCGAGUGUGGCGUCGUUGAUGAUGACGGCAGAAGCUUUGAUUGCCGACUUGCCGGAAGAAAACGCCCCUGCCGCUGGUGGCAUGCCCGGCAUGGGCGGUAUGGGCGGCAUGGGUGGCAUGAUGUAAAUGCCUCGUGUGCGAUUCAAAAAUCCAUUUAACAAAUAGAAUAGUUGUCUUCCCUCGUCCGACCUGUCGA
Molecule: messenger RNA, 1863 nt
Organism: Aphanomyces invadans
Lineage: Eukaryota; Oomycota; Saprolegniomycetes; Saprolegniales; Verrucalvaceae
Product: chaperonin GroL
Exons: 1
Coding region: 24-1793 (589 amino acids)
Biological process (GO): protein refolding
Molecular function (GO): ATP binding; ATP-dependent protein folding chaperone
Source: RefSeq, a predicted model, not a curated record